AUGCAUAACCACUACUUGGUGAACGGAACAGAUAUAGCUGGGUUCGAACCCUAUUCGGCAUCAAAGGGCAUCAUUAGAAUACUGGUAGCACUCCAGAAUGGUGGCUCAGAAGGAACAGGGUUGAUACCAAUUCUUGCCUUUGGUAAAAACAUUCUAGGACCAAAAAUCCCCGAUGCACUCUUACACUAUGCUGUGCUUGUUCAGAAUAACUUGACUGGAGGUUAUGCCACAUUGACAGAUGUUGUCCCGUGUGCUGUGUUUGCGGCAAUAUUUGGAAUCAUCAUGCUCUUGCAUUUGGCUAUUUUCAUUGUUAAUUGGUCCAGGGGACAUUAUUUCAUAUUGUCUUUGGUGUGGUCCAUCUGUAACCUGAUGAAGGUCGUCGCACUAGUGCUUCGUUUGCUUUGGGCAAAAGACAUCACCUUGUUCAGAAUAGCUUUAGUUGGUGAGGCUUUCCUCAUCUUUCCGUCUCUUAUCAUGUCGUCGUUAAAUUUGAAUUUGGGGCAAAGACUUUUUACGUGGAGACAUCCUGUCGGUGGGUCCAGACGUCUUUUCUGUGGCGUCAUGUUUGGUCUCUAUGGAUUUAUCUGUAUUAUCAUUGCCCUCACUAUCAUCUCGACGGUAUUUCCUUAUAUCCACUUCUUGUCCUCCAAAUGGUAUUGGACCCACAAACAAUUGGUUAAAUUCACGGCUAUUCUCAUUGUUGUCUAUCCCUUGACAACUGUUGCUUUGAUUGUCUUGUCUUGGUGGGCACCUACCAAGAAGGAUGAAAACUUUUACACUUACCAACCAUGGUGGAUUGAAAGUUUCCAUCCUUUCUACUUUGUUCCUAAGGGUGCCGCCCAAAAGGCAGAAGAGAGCUUCCUUAACAGAAACCACAACCAUCGCAAUGCUGUCAGAGUCAUUGCUGCUACCCAUCACCAUUAUAACGUGGUCGAAGGUUUGAACAACCUAAGGGGGGAUUUGGAGCAUAACACAUCGUUCAUUAUAGUUUUGAUCUCAACCAUCUUCUUCAUGACUCAGGCUAUCUUAAGAACUGUUGUUGUGUUCCUGGACAGAAUUAAUGCUUAUGCCAGUAGAGCUGACUCUCCCUUCGCCAUGUACUUUUGCUUCUUUGGUCUUGAAAUCGUGAUCAACAUCAUGUAUAUUGCUGGGAGAGCUGACCUCAGAUUCUACAGGCCAGAUGCUCUUGCCAAAGACAGUUCCGCCGUCACUGCAGAACAGUCAUAUAUUGUCAGCGAUAAUGAGCAGGAGGAGGAGGAGGAAGAAGACGACUUCGAUGACUACUUCACUGAUCAUGAAGACGAUGAAGAAGGCUCUGCUCGUGUCUACAGAUACCGUCUUGAGGAAAGCUCCGAUGACCAGUCUCUUGACUUUGGUUUACCUCCAACAUACGGAUACUCCAAAAGCAGUGAUGAGAAGAAAAUAAUAAGCAAGACGUCUGAGGAAGGAGCAGAACACUCCAGUGAUGAAGACUCUGAGUUCUACUUCUGA
Messenger RNA from Scheffersomyces stipitis CBS 6054, 1491 nucleotides. Its product is annotated as DUF3112 domain-containing protein. Lineage: Eukaryota; Fungi; Ascomycota; Pichiomycetes; Serinales; Debaryomycetaceae. The transcript has a single exon. The record is from RefSeq and is a predicted model, not a curated record. Bases 1 to 1491 code for a protein of 496 amino acids.